Messenger RNA from Puntigrus tetrazona (Sumatra barb), 4029 nucleotides. It is a transcript of the gene slc15a4, whose product is annotated as solute carrier family 15 member 4. Gene Ontology annotation, molecular function: transmembrane transporter activity. NCBI's taxonomy places the organism in Eukaryota, Metazoa, Chordata, Actinopteri, Cypriniformes, Cyprinidae. The record is from RefSeq and is a predicted model, not a curated record. Gene Ontology annotation, biological process: transmembrane transport; oligopeptide transport. The transcript has 9 exons. Gene Ontology annotation, cellular component: membrane. Bases 239 to 1975 code for a protein of 578 amino acids.
AACCGGUGUCACGCGGUAGUAUUGUGACUUGCUGUUUACCUCCAGAGCCGAGAGCUAACGUUAAACUUCGCUCAGACUUUUAGGAUUUUGAAAGUAAUGUUUCUUAGUAACAUGUAUCCCGAGGACACUGGUAAACACGUCGCGCGCUGAACGGCUAAAUGUGGAGCGGUGCUAAGUGUUGAAAAACGGUUUGGAUUUUGGUCAGCUGACCACCUAUUGAGAAACGGCAUAUCAGGCCAUGGCUGGCAGGGAUGUAAACGAGAGCUCUCCUCUUUUGAACAACUCUGUAACUUUAACCAGACCAGAGCCCUUGUUCAACGGCAGGAGACUGGCAUGUGCCGCCAUACUCCUGGCAGAGUCUUUGGAGAGGAUGGCCUUCUACGGCAUCACCUCAAACCUGGUGCUCUUUCUCAACAGCAGCCCUUUCUAUUGGGAGGGCACCUCGGCCAGCCAGGCCACCUUGAUCUUCAUGGGUGUCACUUAUUUGAUAUCGCCUUUUGGUGGCUGGCUGGCGGACGCGUGCCUUGGCAAGUUCGCAACCAUAGCCUUGAGUUUAGUUCUGUACCUGUUCGGGAUGCUGCUUUUCCCCUUUGUGGCCAACGACAACACCAGGACCUCUCUGUGUGGAGACGAGAUGGCGUUUCCAGUGCAGCCGGCAGAAUGUUUUCCUGAAAACGGGACUGUGCCUGCCAACGUGACCUGCAUGAAUCGGCCAUCCUACUGUGGGCAUGCGAUCUACAGUGGUCUGGUGCUGGUGGCCCUUGGCGUGGGAGCUGUGAAAUCAAACAUCACUCCAUUCGGGGCAGAUCAGGUGAAGGAUCGAGGUCCAGAGGCAACACGGCGGUUCUUUAACUGGUUCUACUGGUGCAUUAAUCUUGGAGCCAUCUUCUCGCUGGGUGGAGUUGCUUAUAUUCAACAGAACGUUAGCUUCUUUAUUGGCUACAUCAUCCCAGCCGUCUGCCUCGGGGUGUCCCUCAUCAUCUUUGUUCUGGGCAAAACUGUAUUUAUAACCAAACCUGCAGAUGGCAGUGCCUUCAGCGACAUGUUCCGGAUCCUGGCCUCGGCUCUCUGUGGACGCGGGCCAAAAGAACCAAGUCUGCUCAGGCCAAAGCCAUCUCUGUUGGAUGGCGCCAAGGUGACGUACGGUGGGCGAUUUUCAGAGGAGAAGGUGGAGGAAGUGAAAGCGCUGGUUAAAAUACUUCCUGUUUUCCUGGCACUCAUUCCGUACUGGACUGUCUAUUUCCAGAUGCAGACCACAUAUUAUCUCCAGAGUCUCCAUCUGACAAUUCCUGGAGCAGGUCCCAAUUCCACAGACCCCCACCCGAAUACCUUCCGCUUCCCGGCAGCUUGGCUGACCAUGUUUGACGCCGUGCUGAUCCUCAUGUUGAUCCCCCUCAAGGAUAAAGUGGUGGACCCCAUCCUCAAACGCAAAGGCCUGCUGCCCUCCUCUCUGAAGAGAAUCGCUGUGGGCAUGUUCUUUGUCAUGUGCUCGGCGGUGGCAGCUGGCAUUUUGGAGACAAAGAGGCUGGACAUCGUCCGCUCAUUAGGUCCCAUCCCGCAGUCGCUUGGUGGAGUUACUUACUAUGCAGCUGAUCUGCCCAUCUGGUGGCAAGUGCCUCAGUACGUCCUCAUCGGUGUCAGCGAAAUCUUUGCUAGUAUUGCAGGUCUGGAGUUUGCCUACUCUGCAGCCCCUCGCUCCAUGCAGAGCGCUAUAAUGGGCCUGUUCUUCUUCUUCUCCGGCAUCGGCUCUUUUGUGGGAUCUGGGCUACUUGCAUUCGUCUCUCUCAGAAUCAUCGGCUGGAUGUCUUCACAUAAAGACUUUGGUAACAUCAACGAGUGCACACUGAAUUACUACUUCUUCCUCCUGGCUGCCAUUCAGGGAGUCACACUCCUUGUCUUCCUCAUUGUGUCUGUGAAGUAUGACAAGCAGAAGCCCAAAGCAGGGAGCCACAGGGCGUCUCUGACCAACUCAUGACCCCCAUCCUCCUCACCAGCCGUACGUUCACUUUCAUUACUCAGCCACCAAAUCAUGUGCCAGACUUUAAGCCUCAUAGUGUUUCGAAAAUUUUACUUUUGAAGUAUUUGACUUGAAGCCCCCUGUGUUUACUGGAACUGGCUGUUCUCUUGCUAUUUUAUCUACACGAGACAAUUUAAAAAAGAAAAGAGAACAAAAAAUUACCCCAAUUGUUACCUACAAAAUUUUCAUAUGAAAUGGUUGGAAAUGAGGUUUAUCCACUCAGUGAACCAGAUUAUAAAAUGUGUGUUUGUUGUAGUGUAUGCUUUGGGCAACAUUUUGAGAUUUUUGCUGUUUUGACUAUGUCAACGUGAUUUACAAAUUCACUUACUCCUAAAAAUGAAAGUGGCUUUUAAAUUGUUUAUGAUGGCUUGUACGAUUGAUCGUUGGUUUAAAAUUUAAUAUUUAUUGAAACUUUUAUUUUGAUAGUUUAUGCUCGACAGGGUAAGACGAUACUCUUGUUCAGGUUUAUUUAAAAUUGUCCCUCUGUGCAUGUUUUUAUGGUAUACCUUUAAACAUAUUUUUAACAAUACUUUUUAAACAUUAUUAAAAAGAUUAUUUUUUAAACACAUUUCUCCUCUAAUUCAGGCACUAUUUGCACUGUAUUGUGUACAUUUGCUAAAUCUGCUGUUAAAGUGUAAUAAAUACUAAUUGGAUGUUUUUUUUAUGCCGUUGAUGCUAAUUGGCUGAUGUCUAAAAGGGCAAAUGUGGUUGGCUACUCAUUUCAGAUGGUAGCCAACAAAUAAUAAAUUGCAUACAGAAUUUUCAUAUCAUCAGACAUCAGUGAAGUAGUUGGUUAAAGACUGCAGUGCAAAAGACUCAUUAUUAUUGAUAAGGAUCACAUUCAUAAUUAUGUCCUUAACAGUUUGAUUAAAUUUGUAAUUUGGUACUAAACCUGUGGCAUUAUAAGUGUUUCUCACUUUUAGAUAUUUUAUCAGGCAUUAGGUUGCUAUUAGUUUGUUUUUAACGAUUUUGAUCAUAAGUGGUAAGGCUAAGCAGUCCAUCGCUCUUUAUCAUGGUUGUGAUAUGAGUGUAUCAUCUCAGAAAUGAGGAAUUUGCACAAGGAGUGCUGAUAUCAUGAAGCUGACGUCUUUACUGCAGGACUAUCUCCGCAAAUGCAAAUGAAUAGCGUUUCCUCCGGAAGCACCUGCGUCUUGUUUGUAAUGAUUCAUGACCUUUUUAGAUUUGUAUAAGGCUUUCUGAUGAGCAGCGAACCUCAAGCUCAGAUUUUCAUCCGAAUGAGGUUGUGUAGUGAGAUUACAUUUGCACUAAUCUCUAUUGAAAAAUAGCAACAUCUUUAUAAUUUAAUAUACAGAAUCAUGAAUUGUACAUGCAGGCUUACGAUACAUCCCAUAAAAAUGUAUACCUCAGCUUCAUAAUGCCAUCAUGCUGUAAAAGGGCGCCUGGCUUGAUGUCAUUUUCACGCAAAUCUUGCGUAGCCACUCUUUGCUUCUGUUUUGCCAGCUAAUUAACUAAGUCCUCUGUCUUUGCUUCGACCACAAAAAUAACGAAAUAGUAACAACACUCCCGCCAUGCUUUUUUGCUGGUACUUUUUAUGUUUUAAUACACAGGUAGUUCCUGUGGUUUGCGUCGCACUUUUUCAGCAGUUACACCUUGUGCCUUCGAUACCGGAGUUGUUUCACACGACUCUCGCAACUGAUGCACCGUCCUCAAACAUUUACGUUAGGUUGCGAUCAGAAUCCCUUUGAAUGCGAUUGUAUCGACAGUAUUGACAGAAGAGCAGGUUGAAUCUGAUCAAAAUGGUGAAUUAUUAAAAGACACAGUACGAGGAAAGGGCAUCAUUUGUUUUAACUGGGCAUAUUCAAAUGCUGAUUUAAAGCUUUUUUUUUUUAAUUGUAUAAUGUUACUGUUUUCUCUCAAACAGUAAAAUGCAUUUUGAGUUUGUGCAGUGGAAACAUGCAUUGUGAUUAUUUUUUUUCCAUGCUUUUGUUUGUGUUUAAAAUGAAACGGUUUCUUCUUUUUGUUGUUGUCCAAUAAAGUGCAUUUGAACUCGA